Messenger RNA from Oppia nitens, 2370 nucleotides. RefSeq names its product propionyl-CoA carboxylase alpha chain, mitochondrial-like. Gene Ontology annotation, cellular component: mitochondrion. The coding region runs from base 31 to 2217 and encodes 728 amino acids. The transcript is spliced from 5 exons. The record is from RefSeq and is a predicted model, not a curated record. NCBI's taxonomy places the organism in Eukaryota, Metazoa, Arthropoda, Arachnida, Sarcoptiformes, Oppiidae. Gene Ontology annotation, molecular function: ATP binding; metal ion binding; propionyl-CoA carboxylase activity.
AUAAAAACUUAAGUUUAUUUUCGGGAAAAAAUGUUAAAUUUAUUGAUAAACAAAUUUAAUAUUGAAAAAUCAUCAAUGUUAUAUAAAAAUGCAAGAUAUUUAGCCAUCAGAUUACAAGAGUUGAAUGGAACCAAUGGAACAAUUCGAAGAUAUUUUAGCCAAAAGUCUAUAUACUUUGCCGAUAGAGUGGAUGCAAAUGAAACGAAAUUUGACAAAAUAUUGAUCGCAAAUAGGGGUGAAAUCGCCUGUCGGGUGAUUAAGACGUGCAAACAAAUGGGUAUAACAAGUGUUGCCAUUCAUAGUGAUAUAGACUCGACAGCUCUUCAUGUAUUGACGGCCGAUGAGGCCUAUUGUGUGGGAAGUGCCGCCUCUAAGGAUAGUUAUCUAAAUGUUGACGCUAUUCUUGAUGUGAUUAACAAAAGUGGUGCCCAAGCCGUUCAUCCGGGAUAUGGAUUUCUAUCGGAAAAUACAGAUUUUGCUAAAAAACUAAACCAAUCGGGAGUUGAAUUUAUUGGUCCUAACAGUCAAGCCAUUCAUGCGAUGGGAGAUAAGAUUGAGAGCAAAAUUAUUGCAAAGAAAGCCGGAGUUAAUACCAUUCCUGGUUAUGAUGGCGUGAUUAAGAACGCCGAUGAUUGCGUCCGAUUGGCCAAUGAAAUCGGUUAUCCAGUUAUGAUUAAAGCGUCGGCCGGUGGCGGCGGUAAAGGUAUGAGAAUCGCUUGGAAUGAUAGGGACGCCGUUGAGGGCUUCCGAUUCUCUUCAAUGGAGGCGUCGUCCAGUUUUGGUGACGACAGACUACUUAUUGAAAAAUUUAUUGAAAAUCCACGACAUAUUGAAAUACAAGUUCUUUGCGAUAAACAUAAAAACGCUUUAUAUCUUAAUGAAAGAGAGUGUUCAAUACAAAGACGUAACCAGAAGGUGAUAGAGGAGGCGCCCAGUGUUUUCGUGGACCCAGAGUUGCGCCGAAAAAUGGGUGAACAAGCGGUUGCACUGGCAUUGAAUGUCGGCUAUGACUCCGCCGGAACCGUCGAAUUUUUAGUUGAUUCCCACAAGAAUUUCUAUUUUCUUGAAAUGAAUACUCGUCUACAAGUGGAACAUCCUAUCACUGAAUACAUCACUGGUAUAGAUCUGGUCCAUCAAAUGAUACGUAUUGCUAAAGGACAUCAACUUAAGUACAAACAAAAUGAUAUUCAAUUGAAAGGUUGGGCCUUUGAAUCUCGUAUUUACGCUGAAGAUCCGUACAAGAGUUUUGGUUUGCCAUCAGUGGGUCGACUCACUAAAUAUAAAGAGCCGCUUCACAUUGAUAACGUCCGGUGCGAUAGUGGUGUCAAAGAGGGUUCAGAUAUCAGCAUAUAUUAUGACCCACUUAUCUGUAAAUUAGUUACUUAUGGACACAAUAGAGACGAAGCGCUUAAAACAAUGACUGAAGCUUUGGACGCGUAUGUCAUCAGAGGUUUAACUCAUAAUAUUCCGCUUCUCAGAGAUAUAAUAACUGAGAAAAAUUUUGUUUCGGGAAAUAUUAGUACCAAAUACUUGCAACAGACAUAUCCCGAUGGCUUUAAAGGCACACAAUUAACGCCUCAAACCUCUCAAAAUGUGGCGACAAUAGCGGCGGCCAUCUUUGUCCGCGAUAGUACUCGUGCUAUGCAUUUCUUGAAUACCAUUACCACUGAUGAUUCACUUCAAAAUCCAUUUAUCGAUUGGGAUCUUCAGGUGAACAUUGGUAAAGGAGAACAAAUUUUACCGGUGAAUCUCAAAAUAGAUGAAAAUAGAUAUAUUGUUGAAGUUAAUGACCAAAAAUUAGAGCUUAACAACACUUUUUCAAUGGCUUCGCCAACCUUUCAAUUCGCUAUUAAUGAUGACUUAUAUUUGGUUCAAUUGAUAUCAAUUGACGGAACGGGACGAAUGAGAUUGCAAUAUAAGGGAACAAUUUUUGACAUUCAAGUAAUGACUACCAAAACUGCCAAAUACUAUGAAUUAAUUCCAACUAAACCUAAGCUCGACGUAAGCAAAAUAUUGAAGUCACCGAUGCCUGGUUUGGUUAAAUCAGUUGUCGUUGCUGUUGGAGAUCAAGUCACUGAGGGUCAAGAAGUAUGUGUGAUUGAGGCAAUGAAAAUGCAAAAUAGUCUUACAGUUAGCACUUCUGGUAAAAUCAAAGCCAUUAACUGUAAGACCGGCGAUACCGUCGAUGACGAACAGGUGCUCAUUGAACUCGAAUAACAGCUAAAAUCUGAUUAUCAAUAUUAUUGGUCAUCAAAAAAAACACUCAUAACUAUUGUGUCGCAAAAUAUCAACUGUUUUUUAUAGCAAAAUAUUUUUAUUACUGUUAUUUCUAUUGGUUAUUAAUAUACAAAUUUUGAGACUAUUAUUUUU